CAAAUAAUGCUUUGCCACACAUCAUCCAGAGGUCCAUCACCUAGCCUCACCUAGCCACACAUUGCUGCCAUGGCUCAUGUUAACAGUUACCUUUCUAUUCAACUGCUAUUCUUUACUGAGGGGCUCUCUCAUCUGGUGAGAACACAGCAGGUUGUCACAGCAACCCUGGGAGAAGAUGCAGUCUUAACCUGUGAGCUCAUGACACCCAAAGACGUGCGGCAAGUCACCUGGCAAAAAGUGACAACAGAGACGAAUGAAAAUGUGGCCACUUACAGCAAACGAGGUCCCGAUGUCAACCUACCUUUUCAAGGGAAAGUGGAGUUUGAAGACGAGGGACUGCAGAACUGUUCUAUUGUCAUCAGAGGAGUGUCAAGAGGAGACGAGUCCUGCUACAAGUGUCUGUUUAACACCUUUCCAGAUGGACCUAUCAGUGGAACGACCUGCCUCCAUGUUAAUGAGCUGUAUGGACCCUCACUCCUCAUCACACAAACCAACAACAGUCACACCACUCUGUCCUGUUCUGCUACUGGACGACCUGUUCCUAUAGUAACCUGGGACAACACAGAAAUUCUAGAAAAUUCCACCAUGGCCAAUGUCACCCAUCUCAAUGGAACUGUCACUGUCACCAUAACUUCCACGCUGGCAGCAUUCAGUCUACCUGACAAAGACACCAGGGUUGGCUGUGUGGUGUCACUGUUCUCUGGAGGUGUCACCAAGGACGUUUCCAUGGUUAUUCCAGCUAGAACUCAAUCUUCAUUUCCUGUUAAGCCAACAGGGAUUGUUGCAGUGAUGGGUUCACUGUGUUUCAUUGCUGUGUGCUGUGGAGCUGCUGUGGUACUGUGGUGCAAACUGAGAAAUACAAUGAGAAGAAACUGCUGAGCAUGGUGUUGGUUGAACCAGAGUGGCACUACAAGUCUGAGGCAGAGUUACUGCACAAUGUCUGCUCUGGAGCUCAGCUUACCUACUUAUCUGUUUGUAAAUAUUUAUCUGUCUGUCUGUCAGGCUCUCUGUCUCUGUCUCUCUGUCUGUCUGUACUUUUAGUUUCAAGUUAAGCUUCUACAACUUGAGCAUAGGCUUUGACAUCAAGCUGGUUUCAUAGAAAAUAGACAAACUCAUGGUAACAUCUGAAGAACCCUCCAUAUCAUGACAAUGUAGCCAAUGAAAAUACAGUGACAUUGAAGUGCCUCCACAUGGAAAAGCACUUGACUCUGAAACUGGAACUUCCUCUAUAGAAGGAAUUUGACUUCAACAACGAAUCAAGGAGGAUGAUUCAAACACUUUAUUCAUAGAAAAUACAAAGCUGUUAUCCUAUUCACUUUAUCAAGUUACUUUGUGUGUAAGAGUCCAAUAAAAUACUUCAAAUGUUUUAUUAUCUAUUAUUACUAAGCGUGUAGGGCAGCUGUAACACAGAGCAACUGACUUGGAAAUGUGCUGAUCCCUGUUAGGUAGGUAGGUAGGUGUGUGUGUGUGUGUGUGUGUGUGUGUGUGUGUGUGUGUGUGUGUGUGUGUGUGUGUGUGUGUGUGUGUGUGUGUGUGAGAAAGAGAGGGGGGCAUUGAUCUCCUCUGUGUCAUUACUCUAACUCUGAAAAUAUGAUGAAACGUUAUACUGGCACCAGUUUCUGUUUCUCUUGCAGUUUGAGGUGCCUUGGCCUGGUGCUGAGAUGAUGUCCCCUGGAACACCUGAGCCCCUCACCACACCUAGUGACGUCGUUUGGACAGGAACUACUACGAAAGGUAGCCUAGCGGUUAGAGCGUUGGGACAGUAACCAAAAGGUCGCUAGUUUGAACUUGAGCAGGGCACUUAACCCUAAUUGUUCCAGGGUCGCCGUUGAUAGUGGCAGACCCUGGCGGUGUCUCAGGGGGAGUUGGGAUAUGAAAAAAAACACAUUUCCAAUUCAGACAUGCUUAUAAUACACACUGUGUGAAAUAGGACGAAUAUAAGCACCCACCUAAUUAUUAUUAAUCACUACACCUUGGGUCAUCUCUGUAAAUCAGAGUGAUAACACAUUUCAAAUCUUUUCCAUGUUAUUUAUUUAUUUAAAUGUUUUUAUUUGUGUAUUUUGUAUUUAUGUAUUUAUUUAUUAUUUGUGGGAGGCGUCACACUUCAUCGUCUAUUGACGCUUCCAGUUGAGCAUGGAAAGCUUACAUCCAGCAGAUUACAUUCAGCAGAUUACAUUCAGCAGAUUACAUUCAACAGAUUACAUUCAACAGAUUACAUUCAGCAGAUUACAUACACCGUGUUCUAAAACAUUUGCAAGUUCCUGAGGUGGAUGAGGUAAGCAUGGUAUCUAAUGUCCUGUUGGCUUUCAUCCUCAUGGUUUUCUGAGGUACUUGGGCUGCGUCUACACAUGCACCCCCAUUCUGAUCCCUUGCCCAAUCUAAAGACCAAUUCAUUAAAAAAAUAUCUGAAUUGGGCUGCCUGUGUAAAUGCCGCCUUAUUGCAGCCCAAUUCAGAUUUUUUGACAGUUAUUUGCAUAUAUGAUACCUAUCUGUUAUUUUCCUUAAUGUGUAAACAGCAAAAAAACACAUUGAAUCUGAUCUUUUGAUUUCCUAUUUAUAACACCUCCAUAUGUGGAGCAGAAUCCUGAUACAAACCCCAUCCUCCAUAUACGACCUCUGUCUGAAUACUCAGAUUUUUUGUUGUUGUUGGCACGUGACGUUACCAUGACCACCACCCCAAAAUGGAAAGGAGCAGUGACAGGAAAUGAGAAUUGCAUUUCUGUGUGACUUCUGAGUGUGAAUGCCAAAAUCUGAUAUGGGUCUGAAAAAAAGAUUGGAUAUAGAAAGGAAAUCAGAUUUGGGGUCUUAGGCUGAAUGUGUAAACACAGUCAUAUAACUUCAGAGGAAGCACUCUGCUGCAUCUCAGCUGUGAUAUUUGUAACUUCUGAUUGUUCUACAACACACCAUACCUCUAGUCAGCUGCUUAUCAGAACCUUGAAUAGUCAAAUCAGAUGUGGUAGAACUGUGCUGGAGAAAAAAGCCUGCACAACCAUUUUGGCCACCCCUGAUUUAUAUGCACAAAAGUUCCUAUGUCUGAUGAUUUUGCUGUAAAUUAUGUAUUUUUUGAUAACUCACUUUUGCUGACAGGUACAGUAUUUUAGUACUAGGAGUGUCUUCAGUAAACUUUAAAGUAACUAACAAAGUUUAUGUUGAAGAUUGUUGUAUUUUCCAGGAGCUUGCUCGAUUGUCUUGUUAAAAGAGAUCAGGGAAUAAUUUUCCAGUUUAUCCCAUAUUGGCUUAAAUGGGUUUCUGGUUUUUCGCUUCCCUCUGGAAAAUCAGCUCUUAGUAUUUCACAGUAAUAUUGAAUAAAUACUAAUAACUACCUUA
Molecule: messenger RNA, 3327 nt
Organism: Salmo salar (Atlantic salmon)
Lineage: Eukaryota; Metazoa; Chordata; Actinopteri; Salmoniformes; Salmonidae
Source: RefSeq, a predicted model, not a curated record